AAAUUUGUUAGACAAGGCUAUUUAUCCGGUGGUGCUGGUUAUGUUGUAUCUCGUGCAGCGCUCAAGAUGAUCGCUGAGGGUAUGGAAAAGGAGGUUUCCAGCUGUCGUAAACGAGGUGGUGCUGAGGAUGUAAAUCUUGGUGCUUGCGCAGAGGAGGUCGGGGUGAAGAUGGUCGAUAGUUUGGAUGAACACGGUGAAGAAGCCUUCCACCCGUUCAAUCCCGGCUAUAUGCUCGAUAAGAAUGCAAUGGAACGUACCGGAUGGGUUCAAUCAUACAAUUAUUAUCCUAUCAGAACCGGUUUAAAUUGCUGCAGUGAUCACUCGGUGUCUUUCCACUACAUCAGUCCCCAAGAUAUGUACACAUUGGAUUAUCUCAUCUACCAUGCUUAUCCUUAUGGUAUUGCACGCGAUCUGGAGCAGUACAAGGAGUUGGCGCGUUUGAAGCAAGGCAAACCACUCUUCCAAAAACCACCUAUUUCUGCCGCCAAACCACUUGUAUUUGGAUUAUUUAUCUUAAUAAUGAUCAGCACUUCUAUGGUAUUGAAUUUUACAGAUAACCGGACUUUAGCCGAUGAACUGGCAAAGAAGGUUCGAGUUUUUGGAAUGAUUGUUACAAUGCCUCAAGCCAAACUAACCAAGGCAAUUCAUGUAAAAGAAACUUGGGCGCGGAGACUCAAUGGAUUUACUUUCAUUAGCUCUGAGGAUGAUAAAAACCUCCCAUCAAUUCGUACGUCUUUACUACAUUAA
Messenger RNA from Rodentolepis nana, 747 nucleotides. The record is from the annotation of a GenBank genome assembly. NCBI's taxonomy places the organism in Eukaryota, Metazoa, Platyhelminthes, Cestoda, Cyclophyllidea, Hymenolepididae.